Oreochromis niloticus (Nile tilapia) is the source of this 4835-nucleotide messenger RNA. RefSeq names its product calcium binding protein 7a (gene cabp7a). Bases 996 to 1643 code for a protein of 215 amino acids. The transcript has 5 exons. Gene Ontology annotation, cellular component: trans-Golgi network membrane. The record is from RefSeq and is a predicted model, not a curated record. Gene Ontology annotation, molecular function: calcium ion binding. Lineage: Eukaryota; Metazoa; Chordata; Actinopteri; Cichliformes; Cichlidae.
UAUGGUUUUAGUGUAAUGUCGGCGAGUAACCGGAAUGCUCAGGGUGAGAGUAAUUAAAAAAAAGAAGAAAACAAAGAUCAGAGAAACCGACAGGGCAGGGAGGGUGUGUUGCGUUUAUGUGCUGUGUGGUGGGAUUGCCUGCGUCCACACGCUGAGCGUAUAAGUGUGUGUGUAAGUGCGCAUGUAUGUAUGUAUGUGUGAGACAGAGUGACGGGGGCGAGACAGAGAAGGGAGAGACUAUAUAUCUGAUCCACACAGAGAGCUUCCUUUCACAAAAACACUGAAGACUGAACAACUGGAUCGCACUGCGCCCAGUGCUCACGACCAAUUAAGAGCCAGCGAGUAAUUAUUGUCUGUGAGGAUCCGGAUGCGCCCUACUUUACCUGCCACCACAUCGGGCUUUUAAGACACACAUUUAGAUCUUUUAUGCUAUUCACUCAUCAUUAAAAAAAGAUUUUUAACACGUCGUUUCCGUGGAUGAAGCUGGCUGGAGCCUGAGGACGGAGUGCGUCAAGUUAGCGCAUGUAUCCAACAAGUGGAUGCAUGUGUUUCAUCACGGCAGACAAUCCCCGGGACUAAAAAACACAAGCAAUCGAUGGAUUCAUAACCCGCAAUUUGAUCACAAUUGUUGUUUACAGCAGAGACGGAAAACCUCAGAUGUGGAGGUUGUCUGAGCUGAUGGUGAUGUAUCUAUGUGCGCAUUUUCUCGGUGUUCUGCACUGCUCCUUUUACUGACUUUGUGUGUUAUUCUUUCUAAACAUAUAACAACUGCAGAGAGGUAAGAGCCCCCCCACACACAUUUUCUUGCUCUUCAUUCAUUGACCAAAAGGCAUAUUGAGGCGGACACGCUGCGGAAUCCACGUUUUCCCUUCGCACCCCCCAGCCCCUCAUCCAUGGAUUUGCUUUUCCGUCGGUGACUGAGCGGGGAAGUUAGGAUCCUCUCUGUAGACAUUUCUGUAUGACGAGGGCGCAGGUGGUAUCCAGAGGUCGCAGCCAUGCCGAUGCAUCCAGUCACCUCCACGCUGAUGUACCGGGGGAUCUGCACCAUCCCUGACAUCCUCUCCUACAGCGCGCCGGUGAACCUGCCUGAAGACGAAGUUGAAGAGAUCCGUGAGGCCUUCAAAGUCUUUGACCGCGAUGGGAAUGGGUUCAUCUCAAAGCAGGAGCUGGGCAUGGCCAUGCGGUCCCUUGGCUACAUGCCAAAUGAGGUGGAGUUGGAAGUCAUCAUCCAGAGACUGGACAUGGAUGGUGACGGCCAGGUGGAUUUUGAGGAGUUUGUUACUCUUCUGGGUCCAAAGCUCACAGCAGCUGGGUUACCAGACAAAUUCAGUGGCACUGACUUUGACUCAGUUUUUUGGAAGUGUGACAUGCAGAAGCUUACAGUGGAGGAGCUGAAGAGGCUACUGUAUGACACCUUCUGUGAUCAUCUUUCCAUGAAAGACAUCGAAAACAUCAUAAUGACUGAGGAGAAUCACAUAGAGAACCCCGAGGACUGCCAGGUGGACAUAGACAGCUCCAGCCCGACGCAGCAAGUCAAGCAAACUUGUGUGCGCAAAAGCCUGAUAUGCGCCUUUGCCAUUGCUUUCAUCAUCAGCGUCAUGCUCAUCGCAGCUAAUCAGGUGCUGCGAAGUGGCAUGAAAUAAGAGUUGAGGCGUUUUCUGCCUUGACCAGCAUUUACUGGCUACCAUAAAAGACUGUGAAGAUGAAACUCAAAAACAAAUACAGACAAUCACAUGCGUGUAAAAUAAAACAUGACUGUAGAAUACAAAAACUGGAGUCCCCAAGGACACAGACAUUUGACUCGGUGGCAAAUACAUGCCGACAACUUACAGUUUCAAGGACACCUGGACCUUACGUACCAAGAGACAGAGGCGCUCUUAAAAUGGACAGCUAACUAUACAUAUCACUCUUCGUAACACAACAUUUAGUAUUCAUUAGCUAUGUGCAUUUGAGCAGUGUUGCAUUCAGUAUGGUGGCAGCUAUAGAGAGUUUAGUGACUGUCCAGUUUUGUAUUUGUUCAGUGUACUAUGGGGUUUGUUAAUAUUACAUAGAAAGAAUCUGUGAAAUAUUGUGGGAAGUGUCAUUGUGUGCAAGGUCUGGAGUGCACAGUGCUCUGGAGAAAUUGUAUGGGGUGCAACAUUGUUCAUAACCACUUGGGAAUAACAAUAGCUUGGUAAGAAAGUGAGAUAAUAGUUUAUAGGGUUUAAUAGGUUUGCAGGGCGGUGGAUGUGACUGUGUGGAUGCUCCCAUUCAUUCACAGGCUUUGGUCUUAGCAGGAUGGUGCAGGGUGAAGUAGGUUAACUGUUCUUGGGAGGAAGAUGCUGAACGGACAGGCAACUGGCUGAAAAUAACUGGUCAUGCAGUAAACACUCGACUCUGUCUGCUUUGCAGGCUUGAGACAAUGAUCAUCAUCUAUGCAUGACAUGCAUGGAUUUAAACAGUCGUCUUGACACAUUUGUAAAAGUUCUUCUUAAUGUAUUAAUUGUUAUGACUGUGUACUAGAGCUGUUUUCGAUUCCUUAAUGAAAACUGUGAGCAAUUGUGUGUGGUGCAGGGUAUCAGCAUUCACAACAAAUAUAAAGCAUACAACUGCAUGAAAAAGAAGGGCUGUGGUAAUAUACAGUAUGCUCCUAGAAAAAAAGUUUUUUUGGAAUUGCUAAGAUAUGGACAUUCAGGCCUGAAGUCAUCACACACUCACGGGGCAGUAGUUGAGUUCAAAAUACAUCACUCAAGUAUUUAAAGAAUAUGCAUCUUGUUGGUAUUAGGGAAAAAUGUGAAUCAAUGUAUUUUGUUCUUUUUAAGUGUUUUUAUGUCUGGACGUGUUGCUAAAGAGCAAUAACUGUAUGUGAAAUAGACAUUACACAAAACUCAGUACAGACAUGAAUCCUUGAAAUUGUUUUGCAUUAGUUUUCUAUAGCACUUCUAGAGCAGAUAUAUUUGGUGAUGUUCAAAGGAAAAUGGAACAACUGUCUCAUUCACUGAGAUGGAAAGCUCAAGCACGAGAAGACUGUGUGUCUGAAGCUGCCCAUUGAGUUAAAGUUUAACAGGGGCUGAAUGGCAAAGAAUUGCAAUAAAAUAAUAACAUGUGAAACAACACACAAAGUGUGUAGGUUAGAUUGUUGUGCAUGCAAUUAGGUAAGGUCUGUUGUUAUUAAUGUGUAUUGUACAUAUAAGCCAACAUUACCAAAGCUAAGGAGGAAUCGGUGACUGGAGAACUGGGCCACAUAAGGGCACAAUUUCUGAAAUCUGAUCAUUUUGAAUUAUUGAACAGAAAUCAGAAAUGCUGCAGUCUCUUAUAAACUUUGUAUUUAACACCAGCCAAAGAUUAAAAAAAGCCCUCCACACUACCCUGAAAAAAGACUAUAUAAAGACAGAUCUUAUGAAUAUCCCUUGUUAAGUCGUGAUGUAUUGACCUUUUGAUGAUACUGUUUUCUGCCCAAGCCUCUACUGUGUUGUCUGAGAUGCGAGUGUUUUAAGUGCUGCAGUGCUGUGUCCCUCAUUCAGUAGAUCUGAGUCAAAUGGGAAAAAAAAUCAUCAUUCUGCCACUGCCAGCUUCUCAUUCAUUUUUAGCAUACAUUUAAGUUACGCUUUUAUAAACUCAUUGUACCCUACACUACUAUUUAAAUGGCUCACAAAAAGAUCUAAUACUGCUCAACAACAAUAUCUGUAUAAAUUAUUUUGGCAAAUGAGACGUCGUCAUUGCAAUAACUUGGAAAUCAUGACUAACCUUGUGGUAUAGAGGGUGUUUUCUAAGCUUUCUGGGCACUUGCAGAGGAAUUAUUUCAACAACAAUUAGCCAAAUUAGUUGCAGCUACUUUCAUGAAAUUGUAUGUCCAAAAACCUAACUUCAAUCCCAGUUUGGUUUUUGUUAAUACCCAAAGUUAUAGCAGUGCUGAUCUAUAUUUUUUUUAAUACUUUGUUUUAAAAAUACUAACUCCUUUCAACCUUAUACAUCCUCCUUUUUUAAUGGGUGCCUGGACUACACAGGAAAACAGCUACAAUAACCACUGAAAUGGUGCCUCACUGUUUGCUUGCAUUUGGGAUCUGAGGGAGUAUUUGGACCCAGUAAUGGCUAUUACAUCAGACUUAACAAGGAGAUUGGCUGUUCCUCAAACUUGGAUCUAAAAGGAGCCAAAACCACAAACAGGAAUCAAAAACACAACUAUCUCACAGAGCCAGGCAGGGUAAGGACUAUCACAUGCACUUCAGCAAUUUGUCAAAAGUGUCAACUCUUAGGGGAACACAGACAAAAACGAUAAAAGUCCAUUUAUUUACAAAAACCUGUUUCCAUUUUGCACUUUAACAUGUGCUGCAAUGCACAAAUACAGCUCACCGCCAUGAUUGUUCAUCCAUUUCCAAAAAUAAUUUAGACAUAAAGAAUCACUUUACCAUAGAUGUAUCUAUUUUUUUGACUAGAACGUGAUGAAUAGAUUAUUAACUGACUGGCAAAAGAUGCUCGAAUUCACUUCCUAUAUCACCAGUGAGGGAACAUUGUCAUUGGGGAAUAAAGUUAUUAAUUUGAUUUGUUGCCUUAUUCUCUGAGACAUUUUGGCAUUGUACACAAACAUAGAAAUCCAUCAGACAUGGACGCAUUAUUUAUUAUCAGAGCAAAAUGUACAAACCAAUAUUUAUUUUCUUUUAACAGGUGAAAAAAACUGUACAAACAUGUUGGUAGUCUACUGAAUGUUCUGCAUUGCACUGUACUUUAUACUUGUCUUUGGAUCUUGCAAAAAUGUUUAUUGAACAUGUGAUAUCUGUUCAUUGACUCCACCUGAUGUUCUUCUAUGUCUGUGGAAUAGUAUUUCACCUGAAUAAACCAUAUAACAACUGUGUCUA